Molecule: messenger RNA, 528 nt
Organism: Camelina sativa (false flax)
Lineage: Eukaryota; Viridiplantae; Streptophyta; Magnoliopsida; Brassicales; Brassicaceae
Source: RefSeq, a predicted model, not a curated record
AUGAAGCAAGUCAUCAAUCAAGCCGAGGUGAAUUUAAGGCGAAUCCAUGCAUUGGGAGUGAAAAAGAUAGCAAUACCAUUAUUGCAUCCACUAGGGUGCCUCCCCGUUGUCUCGAAAGGCUCAUCUUUCGCUGAUUGCAAAAAACUUGUAAACUUGGCGGUGAUCAUUCACAACAACUUAUUGCAGACAGUAGUGGCUAAGCUUAACAAGGAAACCGAGCAUUCAACUUUCAUGGUUAUUGAUUACUACAACGCCUUCUUGACCGUCUUGAAGAAUAAAGGAGAGACUCCAGGGAUUACGAGGUUUGAAACUCCGUUGAAAGAGUGUUGCGGAGGCGUUUGUGGUGUUGUGGACGAGAAAGGUGUGAAGAAUUAUACCUUAUGCGAUGAUCCUACAUCUACUUUCUUCUGGGAUGGACUUCACCCUAUUCAAGAAGGAUGGAAAUCGGUUUACGCGGUAUUAGGCAAAAACCUAACCGCAACUCUGAUUAAAGCGUAAAUCCAGUACUUAUUGUGAUCGAGAAACCUA